CAUCCAGCAGAACAAAGUUAGAGCUUUAGAGAGCACACCGAGUGUGCGUUUAGAUUAGAAGUUAGGCAGCACCGCUGACAAUGAAGUAUUAGGUGGACUAAGAAGGGUUGUGUUUUUGUUUAAAAAAAAAAAAACCCUUUGACUGCAUUGUUACUUUUUUAAAGUUUUCUCUUUCUUGCGGAUUACUUUUGUGGAUAACCUCCUGGGAAUAGCAGACCUUUACCCGUGGAUUUUAUUCAAAGAAAUGGUGGCUUACGAUGAACCUGGUGUGGUGCCUAUCAAACGGACUCUACAGAAAAUAGACUAUCAGAACCAAGUGUGCAAAGAACUUGAGGAACCCAGUACUAAGCGUGUGCGGCCACUGGGCCGAGUCACCUCACUGGCGAACCUCAUCUCCCCCGUGAAGAAUGGGGCCGUCCGGCGCUUCGGUCAGACCCUGCAGGCUUCACUGCGGGGUGACGGACGCUCCCCGGGCGUGCCCCAGCAAAAAGCAGGCAGCAAGGCUGCAGCACCCACACCACCCAAGCGCCGUAACAGCACCCUCUGGUCCGAAACCCUGGAUGUGCACCAGAAAGGAGCCUUCUCCACAAAGGAGAUAAAGAGACAAGAGGCAAUAUUCGAGCUGUCUCGAGGUGAGCAUGACCUGAUCGAGGACCUCCAGCUUGCCCGCAAGGCAUACCACGACCCCAUGUUGAAACUAUCGAUCAUGUCCGAAGAAGAGCUUACUGCCAUCUUUGGAGAUCUUGAUGCUUACAUCCCACUUCAUGAAGAUUUGUUGGCGCAGCUAGCCAGAGCAACGGGCCCCGAUGGAACAGUCGGAGAGAUCGGCCAGAUUGUAGUCGACUGGCUGCCCAGACUGAAUGCAUACCGGGCAUACUGCAGCAACCAGCUGGCAGCCAAAGCCCUGCUGGACCAGAAAAAGCAGGAUCCAAAAGUGCAAGACUUCCUGCAGCGCUGCCUUGAGUCACCCUUCAGCAGAAAGCUGGACCUGUGGAGCUUCCUCGACAUCCCCCGAUCACGGCUGGUCAAAUACCCGCUUCUGCUGAAGGAGAUCCUCAGACAUACACCACCUGAACACCCAGACACUGCCAGCCUUGAGAAAGCUGUCAGCAUUAUUCAAGGUGUGCUUUCUGACAUAAACAUGAAGAAAGGCGAGUCGGAGUGCCAGUACUACAUAGAUAAACUGGAGUACCUGGAAGACAAACAGAAAGAUCCACGCAUAGAGCAGUGCAAGAGCCUGCUCUGCCAUGGCGAACUGCGCAACAAGAGUGGCACGAAGCUACACGUGUUCCUGUUUACUGAAGUCCUGGUACUGACACGGCCCGUGGUCCGGAACGAACGCCAGUGCUUCCAGGUGUACCGUCAGCCCAUUCCAGUGCAGGACCUGGUGCUGGAGGACCUGCAGGACGGAGAUGUUCGCAUGGGCGGCUCCUUCAGAGGAGCUUUCAGCAACUCCGACAAAGCCAAGAACAUCUUCCGUGUGCGUUUCCAGGACCAGGCACAGGGUCAGUCACACACCCUUCAAGUCAACGACAUAUUCCACAAGCAGCAGUGGCUGAACUGUCUGCGCAGCGCCAUGUCGGUCGUCCAGAGUGAAGUCUCCACUGACCCCUGCUCUGAACGCUGCGCCUCCACAGCCUCCGCAAUCGUCCACAUGGAGGAGACCGACGAGAACCAGCCUCAAAGCCCUGAGCCCCCCAGCCCCACAUCCUCCACCACCUCCACAUCAUCCUCUUCGUCGUCAUCGUCGUCUUCCUCAUCCUUGUCGCCCACGUCGUCUAGCUCGCCAAGGAAAUCUAAAAAAGACAAGCGCAUACUCUGCUCUCUGGGCAAGAGGAAGGAAACCAUGGUAUAGGGAGCUCUCAGGCUCUACAUGGACUAUAAGCUCGGCACAGAGCGGACUUGUAUUUAUGUGUGUUUUGGGACCCCUGUGGUUCCGCAGCAGUGUUUUGUGUUACUGUCCCCAAUGGCAGCUAUAUCCUCUCUAAUCUCCCCACACACACUCCAAGACAACUCAUGGGGCGCAAAUCCGAACCAGGGAGACGCAGUAUUCAAGGGUUGACGGCAUUUAUGUUUAACACACAUGUGCACGCUUUCACUCGUGUCCGAGAGUGAGCAUGAGAACACACAAGCCCUGUUUACUGUUAGUUUGGUAUUAUUGUAUUAUUAUUAUUAUUAAUUUGGUUUGUAAUUAAAUGUAAACUUUUUUUAUAUAUAUAUUCCAAAUCAAAAUUUUACUGUAGCUCUUUCUUCUGUUUUUUUUUUAUUUUUUCAUUGAAUCAGCACUGUAGCUUUCAGCUAAAAAAAUCUUCAGUAAGAGGAAAAAGAACAGCCACCAAGAAAAGCAAUAAUCAAAAUAAGAAAAGUCUACGGGCGGUGUUGAAUUUCAGGACAUUCCUCUUGAAUCAGUAUCUGUUGUUUUAUCAGCUCGACACUUUGCUAUAUGGAUUGUACAUGAUUCGGAAAACCAGCAUUAAUUUAAAUCUAUUUGUUGUUCUUAAAAACCAAAAGAAUUAAGUCAAUUUGUGAUGUACACUGUCAAGAUCAGGAUAUGUGGUAUUUUAUUUUACUCAUGUAAAAUUCAAACUGAGCCAUGUUGGCUUUUUCUUUUUCUUUAAAAAAAAAAGAAAGAAAGAAAGCUAACUCCCGACAGGAAUCUGAUGAAUUUUCAAUGUAGCAUCUUGCAUGGAGCUUUACUUGUACGAUGGCGUGUAAAUGCUUGUAUAAACAGAAGAGUUCACCGAAAAUCGCUGGCGAGGAACUAUGUAUGUUAUAAGAGGGAUUAAGAUAUGUUGGUUAUGAGAAUUCUGAAUUGCAUUGGGAAAGAAAAGUCCGACUUUGAUUCUAGAUGCUGCGCGUAAUCACACGUUUUUCGUUGUGUUUUAUCGUAGUAUCCCGAACAAAGCACGAGCGUUGGCCUCACUGGUGAAAAACCAGUGAGUGGUGUUUACGAAAGAAAAAAAGCAUGUAGAAAGAAAGGGAAAAAUGAAUGUUGGAUGGAAAAAAGUCACAAGAAUAGAAUAGUUUGUAUAAAAGACAAAGAUGUGUUGAUGUUUGAAGUCUGAUGUGAGCUUGUAAAUCUGUUUCCUGUAUAAAGAGAACAUAAUUAAAGGGACAAUAAAGAUCUGUGUAAGAUAUGCAUCUGAAAACGA
Molecule: messenger RNA, 3152 nt
Organism: Clarias gariepinus (North African catfish)
Lineage: Eukaryota; Metazoa; Chordata; Actinopteri; Siluriformes; Clariidae
Gene: net1
Product: neuroepithelial cell transforming 1
Exons: 9
Coding region: 245-1855 (536 amino acids)
Biological process (GO): positive regulation of Rho protein signal transduction; intracellular signal transduction
Molecular function (GO): guanyl-nucleotide exchange factor activity
Source: RefSeq, a predicted model, not a curated record